AUGGCCCACUUUCCUUUCCACGUAAAAGAGCACGUCCUUCCGUGUCAGCACAUCCGCUCGCAUGCCCGUUCGACUGCGCACAGCCAGGAGGACCUUCUCCACCUCGCCGUGAAGCAGUACAUUCCAAUCGACAACCCGAACCCCAAGCCUGGCGAUGUCACUAUCAUUGGAGCCCACGCCAACGGCUUUCCCAAGGAGUUGUAUGAGCCGUUGUGGGAAGAGAUGCUCCGCCGCGCCGAAUCCGCUGGCUUCUCCAUCCGCAGCAUCUGGAUUGCUGAUGUCGCUCAUCAGGGCGCCAGCGGCGUACUAAACGAGCACAAACUUGGCAACGACCCUAGCUGGUUCGACCAUCCUCGCGACCUGCUCCACAUGGUCAACAGCUUUCGCGACCAGAUGGUCCGCCCAAUCUUCGGCGUCGGCCACAGCAUGGGGGGCAACAAUCUCGUCAACUUGUCUCUGAUGCAUCCCCGCCUUUUGGAAUCCCUUAUUUUGAUUGACCCCGUCAUUCAGCGUAGAACCUCCAAAAGGGGCAACCAGGAUCCCGCCGCUGCUUCCGCUCGUCGUCGUGACUACUGGCCCUCUCGUGAGGCCGCCGCUGAGGCUUUUGGAAAGAGCAAGUUCUAUCAGACAUGGGACCCCCGAGUACUGGACUUGUGGGUCAAGCAUGGCCUGCGGGACCUGCCCACCGCCAUCUACCCGUCCCCCCCAGAGUCUACCACCCCGGUUCCAGCCCCAGCCACGGCUGAACCGACACUGGCACCGUCGUCUACCGCUGGAGUGACGCUAGCCACCACGAAACACCAGGAGGUCUUUACUUUUCUCAGACCUUGUUUCGACCCCUGGGGUGAUCCGCAAACAGAGCCUCAGCUUCCAGACUCGAAGACUUACCCUGACUGCACCCCAGAGACCUUUGUCCCCAACUCUCUGUUCUAUCGCGCCGAAGCCAUCAUUACGUUUCAGAUGUUGCCAUUCUUGCGUCCGUCGGUUCUGUACAUAUUUGGCGAAACGUCAGACCUAUCGGCUCCUGAAUAUCGUGCCGACAAAAUGAAGGUCACAGGCGUCGGCAUUGGUGGCAGCGGCGGUGCGUCCGAAGGCCGUGUUUCGGAAAUCACCAUAUCGGGGGUUGGUCACCUCAUUCCAAUGGAGGCAGUCGGUAAGACGGCUGAUUACUGCACUGAUUGGCUUUCCAAGCAACUUCAAUCGUGGCGUGAGAAGGAGAAAGAAGAGCGACGAGAAUGGGCAGCCCUUCCCGACGAAAAGAAGCGUGUCCUCAGCCCUCGAGUUCUCAAAGCGUUGGCCAACGGAAAUGGAAACAGCAAUACAAAGAAUACACCCAGGGCGCAGAAGCUCUAG
Molecule: messenger RNA, 1353 nt
Organism: Diplodia corticola
Lineage: Eukaryota; Fungi; Ascomycota; Dothideomycetes; Botryosphaeriales; Botryosphaeriaceae
Product: toxin biosynthesis protein
Exons: 3
Coding region: 1-1353 (450 amino acids)
Source: RefSeq, a predicted model, not a curated record